CAAAUGUCUAUGGCUCGUAUUUUUUUACUUCUCUAUUUUUCCACUCCUACAUUAUUUUGUCAUCUCUUUACGGAUCUGCACUUGUUUUAGCCAUUCCAUUCCUUCUGUUCGAUUGAUAAAAACUACAAGCAAAAGGCGGCCAGAGCAGAGUAUAUAUUCUCAGAUCAGUUAGCAGAAAUAAAUCUAAACCUUGCUAUGAAGGAAUAAGGUCAAGUUUAGUUCGUGACCUUGUGACGUCAACGCAGAAGCAAACAAGCGAAAUAUACCUCAGUGAUAUAUCAGCGGCGACUCUAAUCGAAGCACCAUUACGGACUGGGUACACGCACUGCAGCGGAUCACAACAAAACAUUUCUACGUACACGAAAUAUGACAUGGGUAAUAUGUUUAUGCCCCGGUUUAUUAAUGCGUACGAACAAUUUUUUACAAGGUAAUUGUACCUGAACGACCUGCGAUAGUUCAGCGGUAAUCAGGUGUAUAUAAGUUGCAAACAUGGUCAAAGUCCGAUCAAACGAUACAGGCGAGAAGACUAUACUUCUGGAUUUAUGAACGUAUAUGGAUUUUGACAGAUAUGGAUUUGGCUAUCAACCAGGCCAGUAGUGAAUGAAACGUGCAAGUCGUGUUGCUUGGCAGGAUAUGCCAAAUUCAAGAUCAAUUUGGUUACAACUCGAAUGACCUGUUAAUGCUACGUGAGAGUGAACUGAACAUGGACUUUGAAUUCCAUGUCCUGCCUGUUAAAGAUUAUUCCUCUUUCUGUUUAUUACUGGAUUGGCGAUGAAAUAACUUCGAUCAGAAAUCGGAUUGGCAGACAGGAUUCGUCGCAUAUUGAUACUGAUAGCGACGCGAUGAUGUAAGGCGAUCACAGCUUGGCCUAAUCAAUCGUCAACCUGGAUGACUCGACUAAAAAUGAGGACGCAAAUUCUAUGCAGUUUAUAUACCUGAAUAGAAUUAUUACACAUCGAUGAAUAUUAUUUUACUUUCGCCCUGCGAGGAAAUGACUCGAUCGGAAAUUCAUCUUGGUUACAUUUGGACAUUUAUGGGUUAUAUUAUACCCCCGGGCCCCGGUAACAUCUCUAUGUACAAUUACACUUACUAGGUCUAUAAUUCAUUAGACAUUAGACAUUAGACAUUGACGGGUGUAUUGAUUGGACCCUAAGUUACCCCGGGCCGGCCCGUGGCCACAGCUCAGUCGGAGCAAUGACAUCAACCGAGUCUUGAUUUGUGUGGAUUAACGACAAAAACUCUCAUGGACUGUAAAAGUGAACGAUUUGAAAACUGGAACUAGUGAAAAUGGCUAGCUUUACAGCGAAUCCACUCGGUCGUGUAAAAUUGGUAAAAUCCUUGGUGACGAUUGUGUUCUGUAUGGUUGUGGGGUAUGCGCAUCUUACCACCAAAACUGACUCACGGCAAAAGCAAAGACUGGAGGAAACAAACUAUGAUGGUGCUUCCAGAUUGAAGAACGUAGACAGAUUCAUCAAAGACGAAUUUCUCCAGGAUGAAACAUCGAGAAGAAGGCUUCUGUUCGUCGAUGAGAAUGGGGAUGAUGACGAAGACAACUGCACAGUGAGGGGCAUCAGUAAGUUUCCAAGGGGUGUCUUCACGAACGAGCAGCGGAAGGGCGGGGCUCUGGUAGUCAACUUCCUAGUAUCUCUCUACCUCUGUGGUGCUAUUGGUUAUGUGUGCGCCGCCUACUUCGUGCCUUCCCUUGAAAUACUUUGUGAACGUCUAAAACUACAACCUGAUGUAGCGGGUGCAACUUUCAUGGCGGCUGGUAGCUCGGCACCUGAACUCUUCUCAGCUGUUAUAGGAACAUUUAUUUCGUAUGAUGAUACAGGAUUGAGUGCCAUUGUUGGUUCGGCGGCUUUCAACAUCUUUGUCAUCAUCAGUCUAUGCUGUUUCUUAGCCGGGCAGGAGCUUGUCAUUCACUGGUGGCCGUUUUGCCGUGACUGUUUUGUAUACGUGAUCAGUAUUAUAUUAAUGGUAGUGGUUCUUCUUGACGGAGAAAUACAGUGGUGGGAAGGUUUGAUACUAUCCUGUGGGUACAUCGUGUACAUCGUCAUUAUGUAUUUCAACCCGUAUCUAUCCAAGCGGGCUGAAGAAAUAGGAGCGAAUUGGAGAAGGCGUGGCCAUAACUAUGACAACCCAUCCGAAGAAGAAGACACAGUCAGUCUCCUUUCAGACCAGCACAACGAGGUCCUCUAUGGUGAAGCCCAGACGCCUAACGGUGAACUUAGUGGUCGACAUAGCUACGGGACGGUGUCUGAUUACGAAAACGGUUACAUUCCCGAUGGUGGAAGCUACCCGGAGAAACCCCGAACAGUGACGACCACCAGCUCCGUGGUCACUGACCACCCACUCCUAUCUGAGCAAGACAGUCAUGUCUUCUCUCCUCCAUCUUCCUGGUUCUUUCGCGUUCUCUGGUUCGUCGGCCUUCCCGUCAUCUUAAUCAUGUUCCUCACCGUGCCUGACUGCAGGAAACCGGGUCUCUGGAGGAGACUCUAUUUCUUCACGUUUUUUAUAUCCACGGUCUGGUUGGCUGGGUUGGCGUAUGUCCUCUAUUGGAUGAUCGUAGUCAUAGGAUACACGUUGGAUAUCCCUGAUACAGUGAUGGGGAUCUCACUCUUAGCCGCAGGGACAAGCGUACCUGAUGCCAUCGCUAGCGUCUUGGUAGCCAGAGAUGGUUACGGUGACAUGGCUCUGUCUAACAUCGUCGGGAGCAACAUCUUCGAAGUGUUCAUCUGUCUAGGUCUUCUAUGGUUCAUCUACGGUCUCGUCUACCAGCGUCCUGUCGAGAUCGCCAGCGAAGGCCUGCUCUUUACCACGGUCGCCCUCCUGGUCACUGUCGCUUUCAUUCUCCUGGCCAUCCAUCUGAACGGAUGGAAGCUCGACAAGAAGAUGGGCGUCUUGUGCAUGUGCGUCUAUUUAAUCUUCAUCACCAUCGCGAUCGUAUGGGAGCUCGGCCUUAUCGGGGGCAUCGAUUUACCACAUUUCUGCAAUGGGCCGACUUGAUUAAUGCCACCGACCCCGGACUACCAGCUGGAUAUUUACACCUUCUCCUCGUUAAGUGCCGGCGACAUUAAGGCGGAAGAGACAAUGCGAUGAUAAUAAUACUAAUAAUUAAAUCAACAGUACUACUUUACAGACACACAAUUUAAAACAAAAAUGGUAAAAACUUCCUGAAAACAAGUGCGUCGUCAAAAAAACUUUGAAGACUACAACAGAUGAGGCUUUUCUUUUGUGUAGUGGUAGGUUAUUCCAAAGCUUUUGAGCGAGCGGUGCGAUUAAAAGCGCAAUCUCAAAGAGUUUCUUUUGUUUUUUUGUGUGAGGUAGCUUUAGAAGCAACCUGUUCCUGUCUACUUCGUAAGUUAUGUGCAUAUGAAUGUGAUUUAAAUGAUUACAAUUCAAUUAAAUAAUUUGGGCUUGACCAUUAAAUACUUUGUAAACAAGCAAAGUAUCUUAAAUGAAAUUCUACACCUUAUUGGGAACGAAUGUAACUUAAUUGAAACUGGUGUCUUUCACAUGCAUUCUAAACACGCUGCAAGUUUAUUUUUGUGAAUCUGGUAAGCCAAACAAUAAUCCAUUGCAGUAAUCAAAGCUACUGCUAGUAAAUGCCACGUUACUAGCACGAUCGUAAACUUCAGAUGAUUUUAUAGUCUUACCCACGACCUAUUGAAAUGUGAACAAUGACGUAACAUAAUUUAUUCAUAUUACUGACGGUUUUCUAAUGAUUAGAAGUACUAUAUCAGGGAUUAACUUUGUUCAUAAUAAUAUAUAUUACCCCAUGGUUUUAUGUUUUUUCUGCAUAUGUUUAAGUUUAUAUCUCAGUCCAGCGAGUGUACAAAUGGGUGGGUGUUUAGCACUUUAUUUUUGAUAGAGGGUGACAUCUUCUUCUUCUCCUGGAGUUGAGUUUGGCAUUUAGUCACGAUUGACUAUUUUCGCCACACACUAUAUAAUAUCUAUUUUAUGAAUCAUUUAUAUAUAUCUAUAUAUAUGCAAUUACAUGUCAUGAUUUACUAUUCUUAGGAUUUUUUCAUCCUUCCUUUUUCUCGCAAUUUUCUCUUUAGUUUAAGAAAAAAUAUGUAAAUAGAUAAAUUUCGGACGAGACGCCAUAAUAGCUGUACGUACGUGCGUUUACGCUUUUUAAAAAAAACUUUUGUACUUCACACUCACCUCCACCCUUUUCAACAUGCCAUCUUAACAGUCUUUUUAAAAAUUACAUUUGGCAGACUUGCCCAUGGUCUUCUUCCUUGUAAAGACUUCAUCGUUUUCUUUUUGUUUGUAUAGAAAGCAUAAUUAUUUGGAUCUUACAGAUAAAAUUUGAAAUGAAAUAUAUAUAUCUAUCAAAGUGCAAUUUUAAUUUGAUAAACCUUGAUUGUCAGUAACAUGUUCUUCAUAGCUUUAUAGUGUCUAUCGAUUGAUGUGUACUCGUAAAACGAUCAACGGUGCUCCAAUAUUCAUUUAAGAUAAUGCAAAUGUAAGUGCAAUCUGUGCAGUUUUCAUGCCGAUGAAAAGUGCUAUUUUCCGCAUCGGAAUUAAUUUGUAAACAACAGUUUGGCUUGAGACGACGUAAGAGUAUAAUUAUAUAUAACAUGUUCAUCUGAAA
Molecule: messenger RNA, 4600 nt
Organism: Strongylocentrotus purpuratus (purple sea urchin)
Lineage: Eukaryota; Metazoa; Echinodermata; Echinoidea; Camarodonta; Strongylocentrotidae
Product: sodium/potassium/calcium exchanger 5
Exons: 9
Coding region: 1288-3006 (572 amino acids)
Biological process (GO): intracellular calcium ion homeostasis; calcium ion transmembrane transport
Cellular component (GO): membrane
Molecular function (GO): calcium, potassium:sodium antiporter activity; calcium channel activity
Source: RefSeq, a predicted model, not a curated record